CACAAGCUCAAGUUGACCGGCAUCCUGCUCGCACUCUCUCCUCUAGCCAUGCUUGAUCUCUUCACCAUUGUCAAUCAGGGCGGUGUUGUUCUUUGGCAGAAACAGCUUUCGCCCGUUUCCAAUGCUGUUGUCAAUGGCUUAAUCACAGACAUCUUCAUUGCUGGCAGCUCUGCAAGCACAUAUGCCAAGUCAGGCUAUACUGUCAAAUGGACACACGCAAACGAGCUGGGUCUUAUUUUUGUCGUCGUCUAUCAAUCUCUGCUUCAACUUGGCUUUGUUGAAGAGUUCCUUGAUAAUAUGAAGCGGAUCGUCAGGAAGCUCUAUGCCACGGAGAUCAAGAAAGCGCAGACUACAGGCGCAGAUCUAACCAACAUUGUUGUUGAAUUCGACGUUUACUUUGAUCAACGGCUCCGUGACUUGGAAGCAGCUCCAGAGGCUCAGUCGCCGCCUCACGUUGCCCCGGAGGUUUCCAAGUCUCCACAGCCUCGUAUACUGACUGCUGCAAAACUUGUUGGCGGUCGUCGUGCGGCCACAAAGCGAGGUUCUGGCAGAAGUACGCCUGUGAAUGGCAACACAAGUAGCGUACCCACAUCAGAUGACGAAACAACCAAACCAAAGACAAAAGCCAAAGUACAGCGUAAAUGGAGGGCUGAUGGCACAUUGGAUGAGUCUGGGACAGAGGUGCUCGAUUUCAGUGUAGGGGAUUCUGGCGAUGUGAACACAAACAUUGCGACAGAUGUCUCUGAUUUUGUUGGCAACGAUGCAAUGCAAAAGACGAAACAAGGGCAGAUGGUCAUACAAGAUCUCGGUGAGAUGCUGGCACAAGAAACUCCCGAGGCACCCAAGACGGGCGCCUUUUCGUUCUUCUCCAAGCUUGUAGUGGGCAAGACAUUGACCGCCGAGGACCUCGACCCAGUGAUGGAAAGCAUGCGUCAGCAUUUACUGGCUAAAAAUGUCGCCAAUGAAGUGUGCGUCGAUCUCUGUGCGUCAGUCAAGACGUCUUUGGUAGGGCAAAAGACUGGCUCAUUCGGCAAGACGUCAACAAUGGUUCGCACUGCCAUGGAGCAGGCUCUCAAACGCAUCUUGACACCAACAACGUCGCUUGAUUUGCUCAAUGAAGUCGCGCGAGUCAAUACAAGCGAGAAGCGGCCUUAUACAAUGUCGUUCAUCGGCGUCAAUGGUGUUGGCAAAUCCACCAAUCUGUCCAAAAUUGCGUACUGGCUGCUUGGCAAUAAGCUGCGUGUCUUGAUUGUUGCAUGCGAUACAUUCCGUUCUGGUGCUGUUGAGCAGUUGCGUGUGCAUGUCACUAGACUGCGUACAUUUAUUGAAAGUCAAGGCCGUUCAGGAGAUGGCGUCGAGCUGUUUGAACGUGGCUACGGCAAGGAUCCGAGCAGUAUUGCCAAUGAUGCCAUCACCUAUGCAAAGAAGAAUGGUUUCGAGGUGGUGCUUGUCGAUACAGCUGGCCGACGACACAACGAUGCAAGGCUCAUGUCUGGUCUUGAACGCUUUGUCAGUACCGUCAAGCUUGACAAGGUCUUUCAGGUCGCCGAGGCACUUGUAGGCACUGAUUCAUUGUCGCAAGCAAGACACUUCAAUGAUGCCCUUGGACCGAAACGCAACCUGGACGGUUUCAUCAUCUCCAAGGUAGACACUGUUGGCGAUUUGGUAGGCACGAUUGUCUCAAUGAUUUACGUCACGGGCGUGCCAGUGCUCUUUGUUGGUGUCGGACAAAUGUACACAGAUUUGCGAGGCUUGUCAGUCUCUUGGGUCUUGCAAAUGCUGAUGCAAUGA
This is a messenger RNA of Protomyces lactucae-debilis, 1791 nucleotides long. RefSeq names its product SRP54-type protein. Gene Ontology annotation, molecular function: ATP hydrolysis activity; GTPase activity; signal recognition particle binding. The record is from RefSeq and is a predicted model, not a curated record. Gene Ontology annotation, cellular component: signal recognition particle receptor complex; endoplasmic reticulum membrane. Gene Ontology annotation, biological process: SRP-dependent cotranslational protein targeting to membrane. The transcript is spliced from 2 exons. NCBI's taxonomy places the organism in Eukaryota, Fungi, Ascomycota, Taphrinomycetes, Taphrinales, Protomycetaceae. Bases 49 to 1791 code for a protein of 580 amino acids.